Messenger RNA from Elephantulus edwardii (Cape elephant shrew), 286 nucleotides. Its product is annotated as 28S ribosomal protein S21, mitochondrial-like. Gene Ontology annotation, biological process: translation. Gene Ontology annotation, molecular function: structural constituent of ribosome. Lineage: Eukaryota; Metazoa; Chordata; Mammalia; Macroscelidea; Macroscelididae. Gene Ontology annotation, cellular component: ribosome. Bases 20 to 283 code for a protein of 87 amino acids. The transcript has a single exon. The record is from RefSeq and is a predicted model, not a curated record.
AAGACUUAAAUCCAAGAUCAUGGCAAGACAUUUGAAAUUCAUUGCCAGGACUGUGAUGGUACAGGAUGGCAACGUGGAAAGUGCAUACAGGAGCCUGAACAGAAUCCUCAGCAUGGAUGGGCUCAUUGAAGACAUUAAGCGAAGGAGAUACUAUGAGAAGCCCUGCCGCAAGCGACAGCGGGAAAGCUAUGAGACCUGCCGACGGAUCUACAACAUGGAAAUGGCCAGAAAAAUCAACUUCCUGAUGCGAAAGAAUCGGGCAGAUCCAUGGCAGGGCUGCUAAGGC